CGGCGCCUGCGCACGGCGGGUCUGCUGCCGGUUGGUGCCGGCGCUCCGCAGUGGGGGAGCGGCGGGCGCGGAGCCCUAGUGCCGGUCCCAGCGCCAGAGCCAGUGCCAGGCGCAGCCAUGUCCGUGGUGGGCAUCGACCUCGGCUUCCUCAACUGCUACAUCGGCGUGGCACGGAGCGGCGGCAUCGAGACCAUCGCCAACGAGUACAGCGACCGCUGCACCCCAGCAUGUAUAUCUUUAGGAUCCAAGACCCGAGCCAUCGGGAAUGCAGCAAAGAGCCAGAUCAUCACAAAUGUAAAAAAUGCAGUCCAUGGCUUCAAAAAACUGCAUGGAAGAGCAUUUGAAGAUCCUUACAUCCAAGCUGAGAGGGCCAAGCUUCCCUAUGAACUUCAGAAGAUGCCAAAUGGCUCUGUAGGAGUAAAGGUGAGGUACCUGGAUGAAGAGAGACUGUUUGCAGUGGAACAGAUCACAGGAAUGCUGCUGGCCAAGCUGAAGGAGACUUCAGAAAGUGCUUUGAAGAAACCAGUGGCUGACUGUGUGAUUUCAGUCCCCAGUUUCUUCACUGAUGCUGAAAGAAGAUCUGUAAUGGCAGCUGCACAGAUUGCAGGAUUAAAUUGUCUGAAGCUGAUGAAUGAAACUACAGCAGUUGCAUUAGCCUAUGGAAUAUACAAGCAAGAUCUGCCAGCCUUGGAAGAGAAGCCAAGAAAUGUGGUCUUUGUAGAUAUGGGGCAUUCUGCAUAUCAGGUUUCCAUCUGUGCUUUUAACAAGGGAAAACUGAAGGUCUUGGCCACUACCUUUGACCCUUUCGUAGGUGGCAGGAAUUUUGAUGAGGCUUUGGUAGAUUACUUCUCUGAAGAAUUUAGGACAAAAUACAAGCUGAAUGUAAAAGAGAAUCCCCGAGCCCUGCUGCGAUUGUAUCAGGAAUGUGAGAAGCUCAAGAAGCUGAUGAGCGCCAACGCGUCCGACCUUCCCCUCAACAUCGAGUGCUUCAUGAACGACCUGGAUGUCUCCAGUAAGAUGAACAGAGCUCAGUUCGAGCAGCUGUGUGCUGCCCUUCUGGCCAGAGUGGAGCCUCCUCUAAGAGCAGCCAUGGAUCAAGCCAAACUUCAGCGUGAAGAUAUCUACAGUAUAGAAAUAGUAGGUGGGGCUACUAGAAUUCCAGCAGUGAAGGAACAGAUCUCUAACUUUUUCUGUAAAGAGAUAAGCACCACGCUAAAUGCUGAUGAAGCUGUUGCAAGAGGCUGUGCCUUGCAGUGUGCAAUUCUUUCUCCAGCUUUUAAAGUGCGUGAGUUUUCCAUCACAGACGUUGUUCCUUACUCCAUAACAUUGAGAUGGAAAUCAUCUUAUGAAGAAGGAACAGGGGAGUGUGAAGUCUUCAGUAAGAACCACGCUGCUCCAUUCUCAAAAGUAAUUACUUUCCACAAGAAAGAGCCUUUUGACUUGGAAGCUUAUUAUACACAUCCACAAGAAGUGCCUUAUCCUGAUUCCAGAAUAGGGCGUUUCACUAUUCAGAACGUGGGUCCCCAGCACGACGGCGACAACUCCAAGGUGAAGGUGAAAGUGCGAGUCAACAUCCACGGGCUCUUCAGCGUGGCCAGCGCGUCCAUCAUCGAGAAGCAGAGCGUCGAGGGGGAGCACAACGACACCCCCAUGGACACCGAGUCUGCAAGUAAGAACCAAGGCAGAGAUGAGGAGCUGGAUAAAAUGCAGGUUGAUCAAGAAGAAGGUGUGCAGAAAAGUCAAGCUGAACAACAGAACCAGGCAGAUGAGGAAACUGAAAAUGCUGGAACUGAAACAAAGGCGGCUUCUGGAGAAAAGCAAGAUCAUCCCUCCCAGCCAAAGGCUAAAACAAAAGUUAAGAGUAUUGACCUCCCUAUACAGGCAAGCCUCUGUAGGCAGCUGGGACAAGAUCUGAUCAAUUCCUAUAUAGAAAAUGAGGGGAAGAUGAUGAUGCAAGACAAGCUUGAGAAGGAACGAAAUGAUGCUAAGAAUGCUGUUGAAGAAUAUGUGUAUGAAUUCAGAGAUAAGCUGUGUGGAGCCUUUGAGAAAUUCAUCACUGAAGAAGACUCAAACAAGCUGACCUUGAUGUUGGAGGACACAGAAAACUGGCUUUAUGAAGAUGGAGAGGACCAGCCAAAACAAGUAUACAUGGAUAAGCUUCAGGAAUUAAAGAAAUUUGGACAGCCUAUUCAGGAAAGAUGCAUGGAACAUGAAGAGAGACCAAAAGUUCUAAAUGAGCUGGGGAAGAAGAUUCAGCUCCUUAUGAAAGCAGUAGAAGCAUACAAAAAUAAGGAUGAAAAAUACGACCACCUAGAUCCUGCUGAGAUGGAGAAAGUUGAAAAGUACAUUAAUGAGGCUAUGAAUUGGUUGAACAGCAAAAUGAAUGCUCAGAACAAACUCAGUCUAACUCAGGAUCCAGUUGUCAAAGUGGCAGAAAUACUAGCAAAAUCCAAGGAAUUGGACAGCUUCUGUAACCCCAUUCUGUCCAAGCCCAAGCCGAAGAUAGAACCUCCCAGUGACGGGCAGGCCAAAGCUAACGGGGAGCACAACGGGCCCGUGAACGGACAGAGCGCUGCUGAAACAAAGCCCGAAGCAGCCAAGGACAACCCUCAGCAGACCAAACCCCCCGGAGAAAUGGAAGUGGACUAAACCUUGCAUUUCUUUUACUUCAUUAAAAUAGUGCAAGUAACCACAGGGUCCAUUCUUUUUGUCUGGUACACACCUCAGAUGUUCAGUUAUUCUUAGCCAACUUCUGUCAUUCGUUGCUGAGUAGUUUUGAAAGUGUUUUAUAUUAAGUACACCUCUGAUGUUCAUUUCCACUGAUGCUGCUUAUGUGGAGCUUUAGCCAAAUGUAGAUUGUAUAAGUCAGUUGAAGCUUUCCCAAUAUAUUUUAUAUCAAACAUACAGAAUUGAUAUAUAAAUGGCAACAAUCUACCUUAUUUAAAGCUUUUAUUGUGGAUAAACCUCAGCUCCUUUAUUCAGGAAAGGAUACUGUAUUGCACUACUGAUGCUCAAGUGUAGAUCUAAUCGCAUCUUUAUUUUGGAAAAAUAUUGGAAUCAAAGUGGCAAAACCUGUCACUUGAAGCACUGACCUUUUCUAGUUAUUGUAUUGUUAUAAUUUAAAUAUUAAAAUAGAAGUUAGUUGGCAUACCAGUCCAUCUUGUUGAUGUACCAUGAGAAUUGUACGGUCUUUUUCAUAGGAAAUAAUCCGAGCUUAAGCGUUUUUUGGGUUCCCAUCCCAUUACCAGUCUUCAUUGCAGACUGCUCCAGCACCGUGGCUCUGCUGUGUGCUGGAGUCCCUGGUCUCUGCACAUUGCUGUACAUACCAUGCUGAGCUUAGGACAGGGUGAUGCUGGGGAGAAUAGGAUCAGAGGGGAGAACAUUCAAGGCCUGCUGCAUAGCUUUCCCUUGAAAAUGUCUUAUUGCACAUGGAACUAUUAACUUCUUUUGUUUUGAACUCAAUUUACAUCUGAUUGUAUCUCAUCCUGGGGAGGAGAAACAACAGAAACAGUGCUGUGCAAACUGGGUAUCACCACCUGAUUUUUAGGUGGCUUAAAUGCUGUUUGGUGCAAACUUGAAAGAAAUGCUGAGAGCUUAUAUAAGCCUUGAUGCUCAGCACGUAAAUUUUUUGGUCAAGGACCAAAACAAAAGAGCUUAAAAACUGGAUAUUAUUACCCCAGAGGUGGAAUCUACCUGAUGAACUUGCAUAGCUUACCACUUAGCUUUGGUCAUUUAGCUGUCUAAUGAAAGUGUCUACAAUGUAUUACACAGUAGAAUCACCGUUUUCUUUGAUACAUCUUAAAUGUUAUCAAGGUCCAAUGUAUGUCCCAAAUAUAUUCCAAAUGCUUCUGUCAGUCACUGAGGUGCUGCAGCACUUGCUAAAGCCAGUCAUUAUUGACUUGAAACUCUUCUGUUGCCAGAGUGGCAAUGGGCUAGUCCAACUAUGAAAAGUGGUUUCUUUACCUAGCAUAAGAAACUAAAAUGAGUUUCCAUGUAAUGCUUCAGUGACUUGAACUCUGUCCCAGAAACAAAUUCACAUGUUAACCAGGCACUCCUGCAGCAGUUCUCUCAUAGGAGGUGUUGCUGUUGUAAACAAGUGAAGAACCAUGAUCUUGUUUCUGGCUUUGGCAGCCAUUUGAUCUUCAGCUGUGCCCUUCAUCUUCCACUGUUCAUGCUAUGAAAAGUAACUCAUGACCCCUGGGAGAGGUGAAUUCACCUCUCCCAUAUCUUCACAGAAAGAGGAAGAAUCAUUCAUCAUUGUACAUAAAUCUAUCUGCCAGAGUAGUUCAAGUGCUGGAAUUUUAUCUUCUGACAUCAAGUGACUGAGAUGCAUCUGCUUUGCUCUCUUGCUGUUCCAUGCAAUCAUUGUGGAUGGUCUGACACUAAGUUUUACAUGUUUAACGUCCUUGAACAAAAACUGGGUGACUUUGAGGAGAGCUGUUCUGCAGCUCCUCUGUGACCUCAGUCUCAAGUUCUGCCACGGUAGUCACACCUGUUGUGCUGAGGGGUGACUGUACUGCAGCAUCAGCUGUCCUUUCAGUCAGCCUGGGCUGGCUUGGGUCUUGUAGGCUUUAACACCAUUUAUAUCCUAAUGGCUUUUACCACAGCAGUGUAAUGAGCAGCAUUCUCAAGUACUGCCUUCCUAAAAUCCAGCUGCACAAUAAUUUGUCUAGGUAGACUUCUUGGUACCUGUGGCAGAAGAGCACAAAACAGCAGAAAUCUCCAGUGUCAGUUUUCCAGUAGCUAAAGGGUCAUGUGCAAGACCUGAGUGUCCUCUGCUCACGGCCAUCAGAUUCUUAUACCACAUCACAGAUGUUUGAGGCAGUGCUUAGGAUAAAGGCUAAAAUAAUUCUGCACGCUUAAAAGCAGAUACGGUUCAGACAAACAGCUAUACUCAAGUUUUCUUACUAGAAUAGGAAGUUUUUUUGCUGUGCAUCUGGUCUGUCUCUAGAUCCCUGCUGAAGAGGAAUGCUGCCCACAGAAGCUGGCUCUGAGGUCUGUGUUAGGAAUCCCAUUUGGGAUGGCAGAGUUGAUCUUUCCACAGUGAGACUGACAUUAAUAUAUGACUUGCUCAUAUGUAAUCUGGUUCCUGUUACAAAGAGGAGAUUUUACCAGGACAGGUUUAAGUACUUACACACUAUGCACAACUUGAGGUUUUGUUUGUCAGACUCAAUGAGCCAUGUCCCUCUGCCUCCCCUGACAGCACCAGAGUGAGUGUCUUUGCAACACAAAGUUUUGGUAGGGAACCAGCAGCAGUCUGCUGCUCUGCAUCUUCUGUAUUAUAACAGCAGGUAUUUGUUGAUAAUGUCUUAUUGGAACUUUCUGCUGAGGGCAAGAUAUAUUUCUAAUAUUUGAAAAUGUUCCCCUCAUGUCCCACAAAAAGAAAAAAAGGAAGCAACACUAUCUUUGUAAAGGCAGUAGAGUUUGUUUGAAAUACAAAAGUUUUGUAAAUCAGUUUCUGAAGUGUCAUGUAAAGAUCUAGUUACAAACCAACAUAGAUACAUUGGUUCAUUUUACCAGUAAGAGCUUCCUUCUUUCCUUUAAAGAGGACUCAUUCUCUCCUGACUGGAGCUUUAAUGGACUUGCUCAAGACAGGACUUCAAAACUAAUUUGUUUUAAUUUUCUUGACUAAACUAAGUUUAGUCUAGAACUGAUUCAUUCUUUCCUUUCCACUUUUUUUUUAUUAUGGUACUUUAGACUCCAAGGAGUUUCUUUGAACUUCAGAUGUAACAUAAACAGAUUUGUGACACUCAAGUUAGGGUUGUAUGCUCUUCUUUUUUGAAGCUGCUGCUUCAUGACAAAAUACCCUUUGAUUUUGAAUGAAGGAUUUGAUCGUGUAUGUCAAUUUGACCUAAGACUCCUCUCCCUUGCUGGCUUCUGGCAGUGUCCUUGCACUGCUUAAAUAGUGCCUUUGGGGCAGGCUUGCAGAGCAGUGAGCAGCUGGUCCUGACUGCUCAGAGGCAUUUGGGAAACACCCAACCUGUAUUCCACAAGCUGUAUUCCCUCCCAAGGCCCCGGGGCAGAGCAAGGUGGAGACAGUGCAGUGUCUGCAGUGCAGCUCCAGCAUUCUGGACACCAUGUGCUGUGAGGGAUGGAGGUUUUGCUUCUUCCACCUACAAGUGGAAGCUGUUAAGGUAAAGCAUCCAAUCUGUGUGGUGAUGAGAUUUCUUUGUACCUUCAACAUUUGAAAUUCCUUAGUAUUUGGCAACAUUUCUGUGUGCUGAACUCCAAUCUCUCCUACAGAUUGCUAAUAACAGUUCUCAAAUAAUCCAUAUUUAAGUGGGGGUUUUCCUUUAAGGAUUGUGUAAAAGUAAUUUCAGGAAACAAGCAAGGAGCUGGCAGAAGGGUUUUCUUCCCAAUUAUUUUUUGACACCAGUGUGAAAAAUGAACAGCCUUAACAAAAGUUGGAAUCUACACUUGCCAGAGCUCUGGUUUUCCAUGCCUGUCAGUUAACCAAUGCUAGAUGAAGUCGUGUUGCAAACAUGCUGCGUUUGCUGCUUCAAAGCACCUGCCCAGCUGCUGUAGGAAAAGAAGCUAAAUUCAAUUCCCAUAGAUCAGUGCCACCAUGAAGCUCAUUACUCAAAAUAGGAUUUCUCAUUGCUGUGUAAUCACACUGUAAUGCUUCCACACUUCUGGGAGCCCUUCUCAAGUGAAGCUGAGAUGCCCAAACUUGAGUUGUGGGCUGGUAUAAGGUCUGCCUGCUCUAAGGAUGCUUAUAUUAAUUGCCACUAGCUGUGAGUUUAUUAACUGGAUGGAGGAAUAUUUUGUUGCCUCUUACACUUCUGCUACUCUUAGGUUUUCUCAUCUUCCAGGCACCAGGAGACAGAAACUCUCAAAAGAGGUGGUAAAAAACAUGUUGCUUAACAAAAGGCAUUAAUGCCUCAUAAAUUAUGAGUUGGAGUAUAAACACAAGCUCUUCAGCGUGUGUGGUGGCUGACUCCUAGCUGAAUUUUUCAUUUUCUGUAAUUGAAAUUUGAAGACUUCAGCCACUUACUACACAUGUAAAUAACAGUGAAAACAGCUAAAUGUGACUUAGCACUGCAGAAUACUAAACCAGGAAUGUGCUUGAUGUGACUUACUUGAUACAGCUGCUAAAUUUGGUUUCCUUCUUUACUGGUCAGAAGGAAAAGCAUCGAGCAAUGAAAACCAGGAAUCUUUGCAAUGAAAUGCAUCAAGAAUAAUUUUAAACAAAAAGGCAAUGAAGAGCUAUAGCCACCAACCACCUCUACCAAGUGUUGGAAUAGUUUAAUUCAGUUGAUCAAAAAAGGUGGUAGUCCCUGAAUGUUGCAGUGCUUGGAAAAGUUUCUUUCCAUAGUUGAUAACCAUAACUCCAGGGGAUAAAGGGGGAGGAGAUGGGAGCAUCAGAAUUUAUAGCAGUGUUUAAGUAUGGAAAAUGUUUACCAUGUAUGUAAAUGGGAUCCUUAGUAGUGACAGAUCAUGUGCAAAUUGACAAGACUUGGAUUUAUUUUUGAAUGGCAAUACAGAUUGUCAAGGUUGUGUAUAAUUAUAAUAAAUAUAUAAACCGCUACUUGAACCAGA
Molecule: messenger RNA, 7539 nt
Organism: Serinus canaria (Common canary)
Lineage: Eukaryota; Metazoa; Chordata; Aves; Passeriformes; Fringillidae
Gene: HSPA4L
Product: heat shock protein family A (Hsp70) member 4 like
Exons: 19
Coding region: 118-2649 (843 amino acids)
Biological process (GO): protein folding
Cellular component (GO): cytosol; nucleus
Molecular function (GO): ATP-dependent protein folding chaperone; ATP binding
Source: RefSeq, a predicted model, not a curated record